Gavialis gangeticus (Gharial) is the source of this 1882-nucleotide messenger RNA. RefSeq names its product serine palmitoyltransferase long chain base subunit 2 (gene SPTLC2). Lineage: Eukaryota; Metazoa; Chordata; Crocodylia; Gavialidae. Gene Ontology annotation, cellular component: serine palmitoyltransferase complex. Gene Ontology annotation, biological process: ceramide biosynthetic process; sphingosine biosynthetic process. The transcript has 12 exons. The record is from RefSeq and is a predicted model, not a curated record. Gene Ontology annotation, molecular function: pyridoxal phosphate binding; serine C-palmitoyltransferase activity. Bases 26 to 1690 code for a protein of 554 amino acids.
ACCGGGCGGCAGCGGCGGCUGGAGGAUGGAGCGGGCUGGUGGCGCGGCGCGCGCUAAUGGGUGCAGCAUCGCGGCGCAUGGGGCGCUGCGCAACGGCUACGUGCGCGGCCUGCCCGGCGCGGCCGGCACACAGAUUCAUCAUAUUGCCCACAAUGGAGGAUUAUAUAAAAGACCAUUCAAUGAAGCUUUUGAGGAAACACCAAUGCUGGUUGCUGUGCUGACCUACGUAGGCUAUGGUGUUCUCACACUUUUUGGGUAUCUACGGGACUUCCUGAGGCAGUGGAAAAUUGAAAAGUGUCACCAUGCAACAGAAAGAGAAGAACAGAAGGACUUUGUCCCUCUGUAUCAGGACUUUGAAAACUUCUACACGAGGAACCUCUAUAUGCGCAUUCGAGACAGCUGGAACCGACCAAUCUGUAGUGUGCCAGGGGCCAAGGUGGACAUGAUGGAGAGAGUUUCCCAUGACUAUAACUGGACAUUCAUGUACACGGGGAGAGUGAUAAAAGACGUUAUUAACAUGGGUUCCUACAACUACCUUGGAUUUGCACAGAACACUGGAAUUUGCCAAGAAGCAGCAGCUAAAGUUCUGUCACGAUAUGGAGCUGGGGUGUGCAGCACUAGGCAGGAGAUGGGAAACCUGGACAAGCAUGAGGACCUGGAAAAAUUAGUGGCCAGGUUCCUAGGGGUGGAAUCUGCGAUGGCAUAUGGGAUGGGGUUUGCAACGAACUCUAUGAACAUUCCUGCUUUGGUUGGCAAGGGCUGCCUGAUAUUGAGUGAUGAACUGAAUCAUGCAUCACUAGUACUUGGAGCAAGAUUAUCAGGAGCAACUAUUAGAAUCUUCAAACACAACAAUAUGCAAAGCCUGGAGAAGCUGCUCAAAGAUGCCAUUGUGCAUGGACAACCUCGCACACGCAGACCUUGGAAAAAAAUCCUUAUACUUGUGGAAGGAAUAUACAGUAUGGAAGGAUCCAUAGUCCGCCUGCCUGAAGUUAUUGCUCUUAAGAAGAAGUACAAGUCAUAUUUGUAUCUGGAUGAGGCUCACAGUAUAGGUGCUCUGGGUCCCACUGGACGAGGUGUGGUGGAAUACUUUGGACUUAAUCCUGAAGAUGUGGAUAUUAUGAUGGGAACAUUCACCAAGAGCUUUGGAGCUGCUGGAGGUUACAUUGGAGGCAAGAAGGAGCUGAUUGAUUAUCUCCGCACAUAUUCUCAUAGCGCAGUGUAUGCUACAUCAUUGUCGCCACCUGUUGUGGAGCAAAUCAUCACCUCCAUGAAGUGUAUUAUGGGUGAAGAUGGCACUACUUUUGGCAAGGAAUGUGUUCAGCAGCUGGCAGAGAACACCAGGUAUUUCAGGAGGCGGCUGAAGGAGAUGGGCUUCAUUAUCUAUGGAAAUGAAGAUUCUCCUGUUGUACCUUUGAUGCUGUAUAUGCCAGCAAAAAUUGGUGCAUUUGGACGCGAGAUGCUGAAGCGGAAUAUAGGUGUUGUGGUUGUGGGUUUUCCUGCAACCCCAAUCAUUGAAUCCAGAGCCAGAUUCUGCGUGUCUGCAGCUCAUACCAAAGAGAUACUUGAUACAGCUUUAAAGGAAAUAAAUGAAGUUGGUGACCUCUUGCAACUGAAAUAUUCCCGUCACCGAUUGGUGCCCCUCUUGGACCGGCCAUUUGAUGAGACUACUUAUGAAGAAACAGAAGACUGAAUUCCCUCCAUGUGCCUUGGGGGAGAAACACCCCCCUGCCCUGCGCCCCCCCCCCCCCCCCGGACGCUCUGCGGCCACAAAUGUGCCACAGUCCUUGAACUGCACAUUUAUGACUGCUUAGGCUAAAAAGGAUGUUUCCUCACAAUACUGAAGUGGCCACAUCAGCUCUAAAUGGUAUUUUGUAAAUAGUAA